Zerene cesonia (dogface butterfly) is the source of this 803-nucleotide messenger RNA. Its product is annotated as transmembrane protein 70 homolog, mitochondrial. Gene Ontology annotation, biological process: mitochondrial proton-transporting ATP synthase complex assembly. Gene Ontology annotation, cellular component: mitochondrial membrane. The record is from RefSeq and is a predicted model, not a curated record. The coding region runs from base 123 to 755 and encodes 210 amino acids. Lineage: Eukaryota; Metazoa; Arthropoda; Insecta; Lepidoptera; Pieridae. The transcript has 2 exons.
UUAAGCAAAGAAAAUUUAAGCGAAUUUUAACCAUAAAAUUAUUUAAUAUAUGCCAUAAAAUUAUUUAAACUAUAAGUAUUUUUACAGCUAAAAAGAAGAAAAGUGCAGUGCACUGUGCAGCUAUGUUACGAGUAUUUCAUAAGAGUAUAGUUCUACAAAACAAAUGUUCCCUCUCACAUAAUCUUUUUAAGGAUUUAAAUCUUUACAAAUGUGUAACAGUCCACCAAAACUUUGUGAGAAAUUAUGCAAGUAAAACUAAGGAUGACACAAAAUUUGAACGAAUUUACUACGGUAAUCUUACCCCACAGAUAAGGAGUGUAAAAGUUUUCUCCGUGUGCUCAAGUAUAGCAGGUCUUUGCGCUCAACCCAUUUUAGUUAAAGAAGCCUCUAACAUCGGCAGUACCUCACUAUUAGUAGCCUUAUGUUCAGUAGUUGGAUUCUUCACAUUUGUCACUCCUAUAUUACUGCACCUUGUUACGAAAAAAUAUGUAACGGAAAUGCAUUAUGAUCCAAGCACAUCCACAUAUAGAGCAACCACGAUAAGUUUCUUUUUAAUACCCAAAAAGUUGGAUUUUACACCAGAUGAUGUUGUAGUUCCGGAUAUCCCUGGCAUGUUCACAACAAUGCAAGCCAAGGGUAAACCUUUAUUUAUUGAAGCGAGGCACUUCAAUGAUCCUCUCCACUAUGCAAAGAUAAUGGGCUAUGACAAACCAUUAGACUUCAAAUUGGGAAAUCCAGAAGAGAAUAAAAAGUAGAUGUGAUUAUGUAUAUAGUUCUUAGAAUAUAUUAUUGAUUUUGUUAAA